Molecule: messenger RNA, 3687 nt
Organism: Scaptodrosophila lebanonensis
Lineage: Eukaryota; Metazoa; Arthropoda; Insecta; Diptera; Drosophilidae
Gene: scat
Product: vacuolar protein sorting-associated protein 54
Exons: 3
Coding region: 226-3120 (964 amino acids)
Biological process (GO): retrograde transport, endosome to Golgi; Golgi to vacuole transport
Cellular component (GO): GARP complex
Molecular function (GO): syntaxin binding
Source: RefSeq, a predicted model, not a curated record
UUUAUUUAUGGAAUCUGCUCUUGAAUAUGCUCCCGAAGUCUAUAUCAUGUUCAUACAUGCAUGUAUAUAUACAUUAGUUCCAAGAUCUGGUAUGUAUAUACGUCUUAUCGAUAUGCAUAUGCGUACAUAAAGCUAGUAUUGACAUAACCAUAACCCACAUUAAACACGUCAACGACUGCCACUGUAAAACUGCGGCUGCCAGGUAUUGAACAAUAAGCAUGUGUUAUGGCCACAAAAUCAACAGCAACAACAACAGCAACCGCAAGCACAACAACAACAACUGCCAGGGAAAUUGAAACGGCAGUCAACAGGAAACUUUCCACUGCAUCUACUGGGGCGACAGGAGCCUCAGCAAAAGCGCCUAGUUGGCACACCUGUUACUAUUGCACCCGCGAAAAUUUCAAUAGCAUUGGAGAGUUUGUAAAUCACUUGCGCAGUCGACACUGCACCCGCGAGGGUGGCUCGUUUGUCUGCCGUUAUGGUUUUAAUGGCGUGUGUGCCUCCCUGCCCUUGGACGGGGUCUCCGAUCGAGACUACGAUGCGCACGUGUCCAAAUACCACGUUAAUCAGCAGACGCGAGAAAUGCCGCCUGAAUGGUGCGUGUAUUCAGCAGCACAAAAUUUGCCCGCCGUGCUCAAUGACCCGUCGCGGGGCAAGCAAAGCAAUCUCUUCACAAAAAAAUGGGGCGAACACUUUGUGGAGCGAGCACCAGUACCACCUACAGUGCAUUUGCCAGACAUAACACAUGCUGACUUUGCAACCUAUUUGUCCAGCAUAGGCAAGCGUUAUCGAUGGCAUGAGAGACGCCAGCAGCAACAGGAGCAGCGGUCUCUGGUAACAGCGACAGCAGAGACAACAACACCAACACAUCUUAGCGCUGUGCCGGAGAUUUUUCUGAAGGCGCAACUGCAGCUCCACCAUGCACCUACCUUCGCGCAAGUAUUUCCCGGCUACAUGCAGCAUUCCAGCAGCAAGGAAGCCAAUGGCACAACUUCGACGACGGCGCAGCGUCAACAAACAGGUCGGCUGCUGCAGGAACAGCUCUCACACUAUCUAGACAUUGUGGAGGUAAUGAUUGCCCGACAAGUUUCGCAAAAGUCGGCUGCCUUCUUUCAUGCUAUGACCACACAACAUGCUAUUAUGGCUGAAAUGCAGCAGGCAGCGGAGCAAGUGCGUCAGCUUCGCAUGGCGCUCUCCCAGCUGCAUGGCAAUGCGGUAGUAGACAGCUUUCGAGUUUUACGAUAUGCAGAGCGGCGUCAGCAUUACAGCGAGACGCUGGACAAGCUUCGCCUUAUGGCCACUGUGCACAAGACGCAACCGAUGCUGCAACUGCUCCUGGGAACACAGGACUAUGUAGCAGCAUUAGAUCUAAUUGGUACCACGCAGGAGAUUUUAGCAGCCGAGCUGAUCGGCGUACAUUGCUUUAAGCAUUUGCCUAUGCAGCUGCACGAGAUGGAAAAGCUAAUUGAUAAAAUGCUGAGCACAGAGUUUGAACGCUACGCGGCUACAGAUCUAAACAGACCACUGGCUUCUGAUGGGCGAGAAAUGGAAACGGAUAGCGUCUGCGCCGAAGAAGACAAACUGGUGGCCAUUGUCAUGGGCCUGCUGCGGAAGCAAAACUUUAGCUUUGUGCACGCCUAUCAGCAGGAAGCCAUGGCGACCAUGCGGGCCAUUAUCAAGCAGCUGCUGAUUGAGCUGCUGGAACGCAGUGAUAUGGAUCUGUCAUUGACUGGUGCCGGCGAGCAAGCACAAAAUUUGACCCUGGACGAAUGGAUUGCGUUACUACAGGCGGCGAGCAAAACGUUGCGCGCUGUGCUUGAGCGUAUCAAAGCAGUAGUUUACAUAAUGCAGCAGACAACGGAUGCAGCAGCGGGCAUGGGCAUCAGUAGGACCGUUAAUGCCGACAAUGCCGAGCAUGCAGUCAAUCUCAUUGAUUCGGAGGCCUUCCUCAGUCAGGCGCAUCACACACAGGUGCGUGCCCAACUGCAGCAAUUGCUUCAGGCUGUUUGCCACUAUUGUCAUGAGCGAUGUGCCAACAUUGUGACACCGCAGAGCCUGGAGCAGAGUAUAGCUAACAUGGACCAAUUGCAGCAAUUGACGGAAAUAGUUCAGCAGUUCAGUAAAUUCACGGAAACCAUCUGUGGAGUGGCCAGUGUGCCGCUACAACUUGCACUCAAAGUGCAGGUAUCGCGUUAUGCCCAACGUUUUCAUGCCGAACGUAAGCAGAAACUGGGGCUGUUGUUGGAUCAGGAACGAUGGCGUCAGGUUGAUGUGCCUCAAGAACUGCAGCGUAUGGUGGAGCGUAUGCAAAGCGGCGACUACACAGAGCCAAAGGAGGAUGCUCUGUUAAGCAAUGGUCAUGGCUUGAAUGGAACUAACCCCGUGCUGCUGCUCGAGAGCAAACAAACCUAUACGCUGGUCAGCGCUGCUCUGUUGCUUAUUCAAAUGCUGUAUAUGUAUGGCUGCCAGGUACAGAAGUUGCCGCUGCUGGCCAGCUACCAUGGACGCAAUGUGGUGGACCUGUUGCGCACUUUUAAUUCGCGCAGCUGUCAGCUUAUUAUUGGAGCGGGUGCCAUGCGUGUGGCCGGCCUUAAGACAAUUACCUCCACCAACUUGGCCCUAGUGUCCCGUGCCCUGCAGUUGGUUCUGUGGCUGUUGCCGAAGCUCCGUGAACAUUUCCAGGCGUUAGAUGCCUCCUCGGUGAGCGGCUACGAUGCCAUCGAAAAGGACUUCCAUGGCCACAUUAAGGAAAUUGAGCUCAAAAUUCACGGCAUCGUAUCGGAACGUGUAAGUCAACAGUUGCUGGCAUGGGAAGCCCGACCACCAAUACCUUCGCAAACAUUUCGCAACAUCUCGAGGCAUCUUGUCAAGCUUCAUGAGGCCAUAGCAGGAGUGCUGCCGGAGCCUCAGAUACAUGCCAUCUAUGCGGUGGUGCAUCGCAAUUUCAAAGACAAGCUGCGAGAGCAGCUCCUUAAGCAUAACAUCAAUAACAACGGGGGACCACAGCAUGGAGUGGUCACAUCAGAGCUGACAUUCUAUAUGGAGACACUACGCACACUGAGGGCGCUGCCCGCGGAGCAGCUUAACGAUGAUAUACACGACCAGAUUUGGUUGCAUUAGAAAAUGCGGGAUUAUGUGGUUACUUGGCAUCUUUCAAGGAGGGGACUGUGGGCAGUGCCGUAUUAUUCCAUUGCAAAACGAUUUGGAUAAAUCGUUAGCAAUAUGUUUUAGUGAAGUUUAAAAAAUUUUCCUUGUUGUUUUUGUGUUUUUAUUUAUUUAAUUUUAAUAUUUUUUGCAAAAUGUACAUUAUGCAAGUCUUAAGUUGCUCUUAACAUUCAGCUAGUAAGCAUAAAGUUUAACUAAAAUUAAAAAUAAACUCCAAGUUCAUAUAUAUAGUAUAAUACAAAAUUGGUUUUUGUGUUCCAGUCCGGUAGAUAUAAAAAGUAAUUUUCUCCUUUAUAUGGUUGCAUCAUAAUUAUAAACAACAGUAAGUAUUUCAACAUAUGAAAAGAAUCUUUUUUAAAAUAAAUUGGUUCCUAACGGAUGAUCUGGUCCGCCUUUAUGAGAAGCGUCGUUACUAAGUUUAAAAAAGUGCUUUUUAUUAAGCAUAUCACUCGAAAACUACGAAAAAAAAACCAACAAAUAUCUCACAAAAUUACAUACAAUAAAAAAAUAAUACAAAACAAA